This is a messenger RNA of Trichechus manatus latirostris (Florida manatee), 3554 nucleotides long. RefSeq names its product microtubule associated monooxygenase, calponin and LIM domain containing 1 (gene MICAL1). The record is from RefSeq and is a predicted model, not a curated record. Bases 145 to 3360 code for a protein of 1071 amino acids. Gene Ontology annotation, molecular function: FAD binding; protein binding. The transcript has 25 exons. Lineage: Eukaryota; Metazoa; Chordata; Mammalia; Sirenia; Trichechidae.
GCGCCCCCACCGCUUUAACCGGCAGGAAGCUGCCCAUCCCGGCUCCGGCGUCUCUCGCCUCCCUGCCUUUUCUCCCUCCUUCUCUCCAGCAGCUACUCCCCUCUGCCCAGCUGCUCCCCUCCCUGGGAGCCCCCCGGGGCCUCCAUGGCGUUGCUCGCCUCUACCAACCCAGCGCAUGCCCACUUUGAGAGCUUCCUGCAGGCCCAGCUGUGCCAGGAUGUGCUGAGCAGCUUCCAGGGGCUAUGUGAGGCCCUGGGGGUGGAGGCUGGUGGGGGGCUGACCCAGUACCACAAGAUCAAGGCUCAGCUCAACUACUGGAGUGCCAAGUCCCUGUGGGCCAAGCUAGACAAACGAGCAGGCCAGCCUGUGUACCAGCAGGGCCGGGCCUGCACCAGCACCAAGUGCCUGGUGGUGGGCGCUGGACCUUGUGGGCUACGGGCUGCAGUGGAGCUGGCGCUGCUAGGGGCCCGUGUGGUGCUGGUGGAAAAGCGCACCAAGUUCUCUCGUCACAACGUGCUCCACCUCUGGCCCUUCACCAUCCACGACCUGCGAGCACUCGGUGCCAAGAAGUUCUACGGGCGCUUCUGCACAGGCACCCUGGACCACAUCAGCAUACGGCAGCUUCAGCUGCUACUGCUGAAGGUGGCAUUACUGCUGGGGGUGGAAAUUCACUGGGGUGUCACUUUCAAUGGUCUCCAGCCCCCUCCCAAAAAGGGGGGUGGCUGGCGUGCUCAGCUACAGCCCAGCCCCCCGACCCAACUGGCCAACUAUGAAUUUGAUGUUCUCAUCUCGGCUGCUGGAGGUAAAUUCGUCCCUGAAGGCUUCACAGUUCGAGAAAUGCGAGGCAAACUGGCCAUUGGCAUCACGGCCAACUUUGUGAAUGGGCGCACCGUGGAGGAGACACAGGUGCCCGAAAUCAGUGGCGUGGCCAGGAUCUACAAUCAGAGCUUCUUCCAGAGCCUGCUGAAGGCCACAGGCAUUGAUCUGGAGAACAUUGUAUAUUACAAGGAUGACACCCACUACUUUGUGAUGACAGCCAAGAAGCAGUCCCUGCUGCGGCUGGGGGUGCUGCGCCAGGACUAUUCGGAGACCGAUCGGCUCCUGGGAAGUGCCAAUGUGGUGCCCGAGGCUCUGCAGCGCUUUGCCCGGGCAGCUGCUGACUUUGCCACCCAUGGCAAGCUCGGGAAGCUGGAGUUUGCCCAGGAUGCCCACGGGCGGCCUGAUGUCUCUGCCUUUGACUUCACAAGCAUGAUGCGGGCGGAAAGCUCUGCUCGUGUGCAAGAGAAGCAUGGUGCCCGCCUGCUGCUGGGACUGGUGGGGGACUGCCUGGUGGAGCCCUUCUGGCCCCUGGGCACUGGAGUGGCCCGGGGCUUCCUGGCCGCCUUUGAUGCAGCCUGGAUGGUGAAGCGGUGGGCAGAAGGUGCUGAGCCCCUACAGGUGUUGGCUGAACGUGAGAGCCUGUACCAGCUCCUGUCACAGACAUCCCCGGAAAACAUGCACCGCAAUGUGGCCCAGUAUGGGCUGGACCCAGCCACCCGCUAUCCCAACCUGAACCUCCGGGCUGUGACCCCCAACCAGGUACGAGACCUGUAUGAUGUGCUAGCCAAGGAGCCUGUGCAGAAGAGUGACAAGACAGAUGCAGGAAAGCUGGCCACCGCAGGCACCCAGGAGGCGCUGCUGCACUGGUGCCAGGAGCAAACUGCUGGGUACGCAGGUGUCCAUGUCACCGACCUGUCCUCCUCCUGGGCUGACGGGCUAGCUCUGUGUGCCCUGGUGCAUCGGCUGUGCCCCGGCCUGCUGGAACCCUCAGAUCUGCAGGGGGUGGGGGCUCUGGAAGCAACUUCGUGGGCGCUGAAGGUAGCAGAGGAGGAGCUGGGCAUCACACCGGUGUCGUCUGCACAGGCAGUGGUGGCAGGGAGUGACCCGCUGGGCCUCAUCGCCUACCUUAGCCACUUCCACAGUGCCUUCAAGGACAAGCCUCACAGCCCAGGUGACCUGGAGGGCCCUGUCAGCCAAGGCUCUCCAGGGACCUCCAGUGCUGUGCUAUUCCUUGGCAAACUGCAGAGGACCCUGCAGCGGACCCGGGCCCAGGAAAAUCGGGAGGAUGCUGGUGGCAAGAAACCUCGCUUGGAGGUAGAGGCUGAGACUCCAAGUACUGUCCCAGAGCCCAGUGCACCCCUGACACCCCCAUCCCAACACCAGGAGGCUGGUGCCAGGGACCUAUGUGCACUCUGUGGCAAACACCUCUAUAUCCUGGAACGCCUCUGUGUCAACGGCUGUUUCUUCCACCGGAGCUGCUUCUGCUGUCAUGUCUGUGAGGCCACGUUGUGGCCAGGUAGCUAUGGGCAGCACCCAGGAGAUGGGCACUUCUACUGCCUCCAGCACCUGCCUCAACCAGGCCACAAAGAGGAUAGCAGGGACAUAGGCUCUGAGAGUCCGGAGCUGCCUGCACCAGGCAAUGACAGCCUGCCAGCAGCCCCCUUGAUGCCCACGGUCCCCCAGGAGGAGGCCAAUCCUGCUCCAAGUCCCAGCCGGCCUGCCCGUCGGCUGAUUCGCCUCUCCAGCCCAGAACGCCAGCGCUUAUCCUCCCUUAACCUUACCCCUGACCCAGAAAUGGAGCCCCCUCCCAAGCCCCCCCGCAGCUGCGCUGCCUUGGCCCGCCAGGCCCUGGAGGGCAGCUUUGUGGGCUGGGGAGUACCAGCCCAGGGACCUCAAGGGCUCCCUAGCUCAGCUCUUGUGGCCUUGGAGAACGAAGAGAGUCCCCCAUCCAGUGAAGAGGAAGAAGAGGAGGAACAGGAAGAUGUUACUUUGGAUGAAGACACAAAGCAGGCCCUGCUGACCUUUGCUAAGAACUCAGGCACCAUGGACAAGUAUCCAACAUGGCGUCGGAAUCUGCUGCGCCGUGCCAAGGAGGAGCAGAUGAAAAGGUUCCACAAGGCCCAGGCCAUCCAGCGGCGACAAAAUGAGAUCGAGGUUUCUCUGAAGGAGCUGGAGGCUGAGGGCACAAAGCUGGAGCUCGCCUUGAGGAGCCAGAGCACUUCCCCAGAACAGCAAAAGGCACUGUGGCUAGAACAGCUGCUACAGCUUGUUCAGAAGAAAAACAGUCUGGUGGCUGAGGAGGCUGAGCUCAUGAUCACGGUGCAGGAGCUGGACCUGGAGGAGAAACAAUGGCAACUGGACCAGGAACUACGAGGCUACAUGAACCGGGAAGAAACCCUAAAGACAGCUGCCGAUUGGCAGGCUGAGGACCGGAUCCUGAAGAAGCUGCUGGAUGUGGUGCACCAGCGAGAUGCUCUGAUCCGCUUCCAGGAGGAGCGCAGGCUCAGCGAGCUGGCCUCGGGGAUGGCGGCCCAGGGCUAGAGGUCCGAGGGCUGUCUGCAUUCUGCCCUACAAGAAAGAUGCCCAUAGUGCAUCUCCCAGCUGUGUUCUCAGGACCAGUGCCUGACAUCACAACUUUGCCUGAGGACAGUGCUACCCCUGCUUAUCUAGGCUGCCUCUGAGAGAGCCUCAAUGUUUACAGUAAAUAUGUUUCUGCCACAAACAAGGCUCAUGCU